Messenger RNA from Trichobilharzia regenti, 698 nucleotides. Lineage: Eukaryota; Metazoa; Platyhelminthes; Trematoda; Strigeidida; Schistosomatidae. The record is from the annotation of a GenBank genome assembly.
AUGAUAUCCGAAAUUUCAGAAGUUGCUAAACCCGUUCUCAUUCCACCGGAGUACAUACAUUACGCAGAUCAACAAUCUAUUUUUGACCUAAUUCAGAGGUUGCUGAAACUUCUGAUAAUUGACAGGCCUGAAGAUCCAAUAUCCUAUCUCAUUAAAUACUUAGAAAAAGAUAUUAACGAUGUUCCUUCUAUUUUUAUGUUUGGGCCAAGAUACGCUGGUAAGAAAACCCUGGCUCGCUUGCUGAAAGAGAAGUUACACUGUGUUGUGCUCAAUGGAGAGGAGAUAUAUAAACUCUGUACAAAUGAGAGAAAUGCCUCACCACAAGAACUGACUGCUGCCUUAAAGAAACGACUUAAAGAACCAGAUUGUGAAUCAAAAGGCUAUAUUAUUGUUGACUUUCCACGAUUUGAAAGUGAAGCCAAAGCACUCAGACGUGAAGGAAUAUUUCCUGAAUAUGCCAUAUUUUUGGAAGCACCUUUGCCAUUAUUGAUUGAAACGGUUUCAGCAAAAAGAAUCGAUCCGCAAACUGGAGAUCUGUAUAAUAUGAUAUACAAUCCACCCCUUGAUCCGCUGGUCGAACGACGUUUACGAAAACUUCCAGGAAAUGAAGAAGAAGAUGUUAGAAAGGAAUACGAUGACUAUAAAAGAGAAGUGGUUUUACUAAAGAAUAUUUAUUCCAGUGUGGCCUAUGAGUUUAA